Molecule: messenger RNA, 1234 nt
Organism: Esox lucius (northern pike)
Lineage: Eukaryota; Metazoa; Chordata; Actinopteri; Esociformes; Esocidae
Gene: phyhd1
Product: phytanoyl-CoA dioxygenase domain containing 1
Exons: 12
Coding region: 110-994 (294 amino acids)
Source: RefSeq, a predicted model, not a curated record
UGUUAGACAGGUCCACAUCACAUGGUUCCAUACUCCUGAGUGGUUCAGACUUGAAGAACCCGGAUGAUUCAUCAGCUACUGAGUCUGACCGACAUUUUGAGUUUUCAGCAUGGAUUUUCUAACAGAUAAAGAUGCAGAAAAGUACCAUAAGGACGGGUACUUGGUUCUGGAAGGGCUACUCAGCCCGGCGGAGUGUGAUGAGCUCCGGCUGAGGAUGGGGGAGAUCGUGGAUCGGAUGGACGUUCCAGACCAUUGUCGGAUCCAGUUCUCUACUAAUCACGACGAGCAGCUGAAAGAACAGAUGCAGGGAAACGCGGACUACUUCAUUACCAGUGGAGAUAAGAUCCGAUUCUUCUUUGAAAAAGGAGUUUUUGAUGAUAAAGGAAAUUUCACUGUACCAAAAGAGUGUUCUUUAAACAAAAUUGGACAUGCACUUCAUGCCUAUGAGCCUUUAUUCAAAUCUGCCACUCAUUCACCCAAGAUUCAGGGUAUAGCCAAGAAACUGGGUUUGAAGAGUCCGGUGAUUUUGCAAAGCAUGUACAUCUUUAAGCAACCAGGCAUUGGAGGAGAAGUGACGCCCCACCAGGACGCUACAUUCCUGCACACCGAGCCCCUGGGUCGGGUGAUGGGGGUGUGGAUUGCCCUGGAGGAUGCCACCGUGGACAACGGCUGCUUGUGGUUCAUCCCUGGCUCACACAACAAUGGUAUCACCCGACGUAUGGUGCGGAACACAAAAGACACCUAUCCCCUGACAGACUUUGUUGGAAGAGAGGCAAACCAUGAUGAUGAACUGUUCAUACCAACACCUGUUAAAAAAGGUGGGGUGGUUCUGAUCCACGGAGAGGUUGUUCAUAAAAGUGAGCCGAACGUGUCUGAGAAAUCACGGCACGUCUACACUUUCCACAUCAUGGAGUCUCAGAAGACAAAAUGGAGCCCCGAAAACUGGUUACAGCCUACAGAAGAGCUUCCUUUUCCUGCCCUUUAUACCAAGUAAUCCUGGUUCUCUGCCACUACACUGAAUGGAAAGACAGAGGAGAAGAUUUCACUCAUUCUGCAGGACAGUUCCAUCACAACAGGACUAAAUGAAUAACACAUUACAUAAAUGCAACCAUUACUGUGAGAACAGACAACCAGUAUAUCAAACCUAUUAUCAUACAGUACUUACAGUAUGUAACUCAAUGUAACAGGCCUACAGGAUGGGAUAAACUGUGAAUGAAGGACAUGUGAAUAACGA